AGGUUGGCAGUGCGUUAAUAUUUAUAUCCGCGCAGAGUGUACCGAUCAACAGGUAGUAGUGCUAGACGAUGGCUGGGAACACUUCAGGUGUGUCUGUGGCCAAAAAAAGAUGCCAAAUCGGCCCGUGCUAGCAGUGUAAGUAACUUUAAUGCUCUCGAGUUGUCAGGGACGCGCCGCUCUCGUUUGGCCACUCGUCGAGUGCUGCGUAUUUGGUGUUAACUGUUAGACUGAAACAUGUGAUUCAACAGAUCGCAUCAAGUUAACAACCAGCACGAUCAGAUUGUUUGGAUUACAUUGGAAUUUGGAUUUCCAACUAUUUUCGUUAAUGCUGGACAAGCAAAUUCCGGGACCAAGUUAGCGAGCGAGGAAUUUUGAGGCAAGAAAUGGUGCCCAGUGUUGCUCAAGUUGAGUUCAUCGAGUCCUCACACAUGUACACCUCCAACUAUCUGCGAAGCUCCAAGGCUGUAGGAGUUCUCUGGGGUGUCUUUACAUUCUGCUUUGCCAUCAUUGAUGUGGUGGUCUUCAUUCAACCCCAGUGGAUAGGAGAUACUGUGGAAUCGAAAGGCACAGGAUACUUUGGCCUUUGGAAACACUGCAGUCUGGUUAAAAGUGCAGUUGGUCAAGAGAUCAUUUGCAAAGGUCAGCUCGAGGAUUUCAACACCAUCCUGAAUCCAGCUUUCAGAGCCGCUACAGUUUUUGUAGGCCUCUCAGUGGUGGUGAUUGUCCUGUGCCUCUGUGCCAUGCUCUUCUUCUUCUUCUUCAGCCCAUCGACCGUCUUUCAUAUUUGCGGCUGGCUCCAGUUCUUUUCCGGCGCGUUUUUAAUAGUAGGUGUUUUGGCUUUCCCUGGAGGCUGGUCGGAUCCAUCUGUCCAAGAAGUAUGCGGUCCUUCAGCAAGACAUUUUUAUCCCGGACAAUGCGGACUUCGAUGGGCCUAUAUCUUGGCAAUGAUAGGCGUGGCAGACGUCCUCGUCCUAGCCGCUUUAGCAUUCACGCUUGCCGUCCGUCAUGUCAAACUAUUAUCUCUUCAGCCUUAUCCGAUCAUCUACAAAGGUGAAGUGAAUCAAGGUUACGCCAAUGACGGCGGCCAUCGGUCGCGUCGAUCUUCUGCCCACACCGUUUCCGGCCAGUCGGUAGCCAUGUUUCCCCAUCCUGGUGAAAUUCAUGACCGAAUGCCGGAAUAUGGAACUCCCUACCGAGCUGGUCAUCGUUCUAUCAAUAAACCGCCUUCAGCUCAUUCCUACCGGCCGGAAUAUGCUAGCUCCAAUCAACAUCGCUUCCAUCUAUGAUAAGGAUAUAUA
Molecule: messenger RNA, 1298 nt
Organism: Daphnia carinata
Lineage: Eukaryota; Metazoa; Arthropoda; Branchiopoda; Diplostraca; Daphniidae
Product: LHFPL tetraspan subfamily member 3 protein-like
Exons: 4
Coding region: 384-1286 (300 amino acids)
Biological process (GO): sensory perception of sound
Cellular component (GO): plasma membrane
Source: RefSeq, a predicted model, not a curated record